Pteropus alecto (black flying fox) is the source of this 3482-nucleotide messenger RNA. It is a transcript of the gene GADL1, whose product is annotated as glutamate decarboxylase like 1. The record is from RefSeq and is a predicted model, not a curated record. Gene Ontology annotation, biological process: carboxylic acid metabolic process. Bases 325 to 1890 code for a protein of 521 amino acids. Gene Ontology annotation, molecular function: pyridoxal phosphate binding; carboxy-lyase activity. The transcript is spliced from 15 exons. NCBI's taxonomy places the organism in Eukaryota, Metazoa, Chordata, Mammalia, Chiroptera, Pteropodidae. Gene Ontology annotation, cellular component: cytoplasm.
GCAAAUUACCCACAGCCCUACGCACUGUCCCCGCCGCUUCCCAGAGAGGGCAGAGGGACCCUGGCCCCGGGUCAAGUCAGUGGCUUGCGGUCAGUCGCACAAGUAUUAACAGAGUCAAGGUCUUCAGGAGGCUGACACUGGAGCCUCGAAUGGCAAAGUGAAAGGACUGCGGAGCGCGUCUCGGUCCCUCCCUUUGUAGUGGCUCGCGCCCAGCGGCUGCCGGGUGCACCUGCGGAUCCCCAAGGGGGGCAUUGCCUCAGCAACCGCGGCUGCCGCCUAGAUCGCAGGAGCCGCGCCCGGGGCAGCUCGGAGUUGGGAGCAGCGAUGAGCAACGACCCGGACCGCGAGUGCCCGGUGGACGGAGAUAUUGGUCAACAAGAGAUGGUUCCAAGUAAGAGAAGCGCUGUUCUCGUGGAUGGGGUCGUACUGAAUGGUCCCACAACAGAUGCAAAAGCAGGAGAAAAAUUUGUUGAAGAGGCCUGUAGGCUGAUAAUGGAACAAGUGGUUUCGAAGGCUACAGAUAUCAGUGAGAAGGUUUGUGAAUGGCGGCCUCCUGAACAACUGAAACAACUUCUUGAUCUGGAGCUGAGAGACACAGGAGAGCCCCACCACAGGCUGCUGGAACUUUGCCAGGAUGUUAUCCGCUACAGUGUCAAAACUAACCAUCCAAGAUUUUUCAACCAGUUGUAUGCUGGACUUGAUUAUUACUCCUUGGUGGCCCGAUUUAUGACAGAAGCAUUAAACCCAAGUGUUUAUACGUAUGAGGUGUCCCCAGUGUUUCUAUUAGUGGAAGAAGCGGUUCUGAAGAAAAUGAUUGAAUUUAUUGGCUGGAAAGAAGGGGAUGGAAUAUUUAACCCAGGUGGUUCAGUGUCCAAUAUGUAUGCCAUGAAUUUAGCUAGAUACAAAUAUUGUCCUGACAUUAAGGAAAAGGGACUCUCUGGGUUGCCAAGAUUAAUCCUUUUCACAUCUGCAGAGUGUCAUUACUCCAUGAAGAAGGCAGCCUCCUUUCUUGGGAUCGGUACUGAGAAUGUUUGCUUUGUGGAAACAGAUGGAAGAGGUAAAAUGAUGCCUGAGGAACUGGAGAGGCAAAUCUGGCAAGCCAGAAAAGAGGGAGCAGCACCAUUUCUUGUCUGUGCCACCUCAGGUACAACUGUAUUGGGGGCGUUUGAUCCUCUGGAUGAAAUAGCAGACGUCUGUGAGAGGCAUGGCCUUUGGCUUCAUGUGGAUGCUUCUUGGGGCGGCUCAGCCUUGAUGUCAAGGAAGUACCGCAGGCUUCUGCAUGGCAUCCACAGAGCUGACUCCGUGGCCUGGAACCCCCAUAAGAUGCUAAUGGCUGGAAUUCAGUGCUGUGCUCUCCUUGUAAAGGACAAAUCUGAUAUUCUUAAGAAAUGCUACUCUGCCAAGGCAUCUUACCUCUUCCAGCAGGAUAAAUUCUAUGAUGUCAGCUAUGACACAGGAGAUAAGUCGAUCCAGUGUAGCAGGAGACCAGACGCAUUCAAAUUCUGGAUGACUUGGAAGGCCCUGGGCACAGUAGGCCUUGAAGAAAGAGUUAAUCGUGCUCUUGCUUUAUCUAGGUACCUAGUAGAAGAAAUCAAGAAAAGAGAAGGAUUCAAGUUACUGAUGGAACCUGAAUAUGCCAAUAUUUGUUUUUGGUACAUUCCGCCGAGCCUCAGAGAGAUGGAAGAAGGACCUGAGUUCUGGGAAAAACUUAACUUGGUGGCCCCAGCCAUUAAGGAGAGGAUGAUGAAGAAGGGAAGCCUCAUGCUGGGCUACCAGCCCCACCGAGGGAAGGUCAACUUCUUCCGCCAGGUGGUCAUCAGCCCUCAAGUGAGCCGCGAGGACAUGGACUUCCUCCUGGAUGAGAUCGACCUACUGGGUAGAGACAUGUAGCUGUGGCUUUUGGUUCCCCAGAGGCAUGGGUCCUGUCCUGGGGAAAGUUACAGAUCCAGGGCAUCUGGGGACACAUAGGGAAUUGCAGCCCUUCUGGAGAGAAAUAGGAAACGCGCCCCAUCCAGGCCCAGCAAAACCAGAAUGCUAAGCGUUAAGGACUCUGUAGCUCCUUGGGCACUACUGUUGCUAUAAAAAUAUGUUUUCUCAAAGAUUGUCCCGGGGACAGAGAAUUAAAGAGAAUUUAGUAAGUACUAUGUAGGGCCCGAGUUCUAAGCUUUCAUUGCUCUUUAAAGAACAUACAAAUUAACAAUUUUAAGCAGUUGGUCUCAAAGUGGUCCCUAGACCAGCAGCAUCAGUAUCACUUGGGAACUUUUUAAAAUGCAGAUUCUCAGCCCCACCCCAGACCUACUGAAUCAGAAACUCUAGGUGUGGGGCCCCGACUUCUGUAUUUUAAAUAGCCCUCCAGGUGAUUCUGAGGCAAGGUAAAAUCUGAGAACCUUAUAAUGUUUAAUGAAACCUUGUAAUGACUGAAUCAUCGCUGUGAUGUUUUGCAGCAAAGGAAUGAAUAUCUAAUAUGUCAGUGGUCCCUGAGCUGGUCUUUGAAAAUAUAGCUGUGGCAUCAGUAGCACAAAUGUUUAGAGGCAUCAGAGAGAUAUCAAAGCUAUUUUUUAAAAGAGAAACUAUAUUAGAUGUUUAUUUUCUAAAGAUGUAUCUUUUAUGCAGACUGAAUGGUUAUUCUCAAAAGUUAAAAUGAACUAUUAUCUAUUCUAAAUUAUUUAGAGAUAAGAAUAAAAGACAAACAUUUUAGCGUGGCCCUUUCAAUCAAAACAAUAGUCUUAAUUCACUUCUCAAAAUCAUUGUGUCAUGAGUUGGGCAUAGACAUUAGAAAUAUGUCCCUAAAUAUGUACCUCUUUUAACUUGAGGGGCCUAUUUCUUUGCUUGCUCUCUGCUUGUAGGAAAUAACCAGAAUGAAGUUCAGGGUGAUACAACAUUCCUUGUCUCAGGCUUUGAAAUGUAUAGACGAUUAAGUGGUUUAUAUUGGGGCAGACAGUCUGGGAAUUAGAAACCUUCCAGUGUAAACACCUCCAUUUCUCUUUGGAGUGGAUGAUUGCAAUUCUGUCUCUGAUCAUGGUCCUAGAGUUCUAGGAGAAUCUUAUUUAAUUAAGAAAUAAACAGAAUUCAGAGUUAUGGGUUCAGAGUUCAACGAGGUAAAAUUAUGAAUCUAAUUAGAGCUCUGAUUUGGAAAGCAAAUGAUUGAUGAGUGUUCAAGUAUUAGACUUAGCACAUUCAAUAAUCUUUUGAUACUCUAUUAUUAACUUAUGUCAGUUAAAUUUUGAAGAGUAAAGAACAGAUACGUACUCUUUGCUUUUAGUUCAUAUUUUUAUUUUGGGGUGUAUGGUUUCUUAAUAUCUCCAUUGGUCAAAGAACAUUUUAAUCUUCUCUGAAUCACUUCAGUUUCUGGUGAUAGGUAUUUGUGUGUGUGUUUUGCAUUUCUCAUUGCCUUUUUGUCUUAACGUUUUUCUAAAAUGUUCCUGAAAUUGAUGUUUGCAAUAAUUUGAGUUUCAUGAAAUAAAAAGCAACAUUAGCACAAA